Messenger RNA from Pristis pectinata (smalltooth sawfish), 960 nucleotides. RefSeq lists its product as uncharacterized. The transcript is spliced from 4 exons. Gene Ontology annotation, cellular component: membrane. The record is from RefSeq and is a predicted model, not a curated record. NCBI's taxonomy places the organism in Eukaryota, Metazoa, Chordata, Chondrichthyes, Rhinopristiformes, Pristidae. The coding region runs from base 1 to 732 and encodes 243 amino acids.
AUGAAGUUUAAUCCGGGCAAGUGUGAGGGGUUACAUUUUGUGAGGUCAGACGUAAAGGGGACGGGACACCGUCAACGGCAGGACCCUUUAACGGUGUCGGUGUACAGAGGGGAUCCUGGGGUCCGAGUCCACAGCUCUCCUGAAAGCGGCCGCACAGGUCGACAGGGCGACGCUCCCUUCCGCUGCCCACGCGGAAGCAGCGCGGUGGGGGCCGAGGGGCCGCGCGGCAGCGGGAGGACGAGCGGCGCUGGCAGCCGAGUUGAAACCCCACCCUUCCCGGCGGACGACGCGUCUCCGGAAGGGAACGAGCCGGCGAUGGAGGCGAGUGAGGGAAGCCCGCGGGCCGAGGAGCAGACGGAUGGACGGUUCCCGCGUGUGAACGGCCGGCUGCCGGACACACAGCCCCUGGCGGAGGUGGGGGAGGAGGACGAGGAGGAGGCAGAGGCAGAGGGGAAGUGGGCAGUGUGCAGCUACUUGGAGAAACACAGGAGGUUCUUCUGGCUGGCGGUCUUCAGCACGAUCUUCGGCUGCUCGUGCGUGGGGAUGUACGCGCUCAUCAAUGCCGUGAGGGCAGAGGAACGGGCGGCGCGAGGGGACACGGCGGGAGCGCGGAGCUGCCGGCGGAGGGCGGUGAAGUUCGGGCUGCUGAGCUUGGCGGUGCUGGUGGUCAGUGUGCUGCUGUGGCUUCUCUUCGUGGUGCUGGUGUCCUACCUGGUGCGGUUGGCCGAGUGACCCCGACUGAGGGGAGGGGCAGGGCGAUCUGUCCCCGUCCCGGGACACAGCGUGUCCACCGUUACCAACUCGGCGGUCACUGACUGAGCCAAUGCCAGGGACUGUCGGUGUUCCGGGGUGACUGUUACAAUGGAGAGGGUGGGGGCAUCACUGCAGUUAUUUAUACGUUAUUUAUCUCACUGCUUGCAAAUGAAGGAACAGGUCAAAUAAAAACUAUCUUUGCAGCCA